This is a messenger RNA of Plodia interpunctella (Indianmeal moth), 3682 nucleotides long. Its product is annotated as toll-like receptor 3. Gene Ontology annotation, molecular function: protein binding. The transcript is spliced from 3 exons. The coding region runs from base 76 to 3393 and encodes 1105 amino acids. The record is from RefSeq and is a predicted model, not a curated record. NCBI's taxonomy places the organism in Eukaryota, Metazoa, Arthropoda, Insecta, Lepidoptera, Pyralidae.
AAAAUUCAUAUUUCAACCAUCACAAUAAUUUUCGUCGGACAGCAUUGAGCAUUUCAUUACGUUCUUCAUAAUUUCAUGUGCCCACCAAUAGGCCGGCGUUCAGUGAAGAUGAAUCACUACUACUGUAAGCUAUUUUUGGUGUUUUUUGUGAUCUGUUUUCCUAUUGCCGACUUCGCAGCUAUGCCUUCACAAUAUAAAUGUGAUUGGGACUUUGAUACUAAAGAAUGUCUGAUCAGAAUGUACUGUUAUAAUACAAUAAACUGGGAUGGUUACUUAAACAGUUUUAAAGAUGAUUAUGUUGACAAUAAUGAGUUUCAUAAAUUUUUUAUGAUAUGUAAUGAUAAUACUGGCAGAACAAAAAUUGCUUUGGUGUAUAAAUGUGAUGAUCAUUAUAAUAAUGAAAAAAUUGUACCAAUUCCUGAUGAUAAUCGCAAUCUACAAGCUAUUUAUGUACUAGAUUUAAGUAAGCAACAUUAUAAUAUCAGCCCUAACUUGUCUAAAAUGGAACGGUUAAAUUAUUUAGAUUUAUCCCAUAAUGAUAUUAUUAUAGCAAAUUUAAGUAACAUUAACGAUCUCAUUUCAUUGAGAGAAAUAAAUUAUUCUUAUAAUAAAAUUACCACUUUUGAUGUGACAGGGAAUUAUAAGUACGAAAAUCUCAUAAAACUUAUUGCCUCACAUAAUGAAAUAACAACAUUACCAGAUGGAAUAUUUGAACAAUACUCUAAACUGAAUAAUCUAGAUUUGUCUUAUAAUCGCAUUGAAAGUCUACAAAUAGAAACAUUUGAAGGAAUCAAAGGAUUAGAAUAUUUAAAUUUAUCUCAUAACCACAUAGUGUCUAUUAAUAAGUCCAUGUUCCGUUUCAAAAAUUUGAAAUUUUUGAACUUAAGUUACAAUAAACUACAAUCAGUAAAUUCUGAGAAUUUUAAUAACUUACAAAAUUUAGAAAGUCUUGACAUGAGUAAUAAUUCUAUUAUAAGGUUAGAAAAAACAAUUUUCAAUGAAAUGCCUCUUUUAAAAUCCUUGAAUUUGGACCAUAAUGAAUUGGAUGAAAUCGACAAAGAGAUUUUUCUAAAUAACAGUCAUUUAUCUUAUGUCGAUCUGUCUCGUAACAAUAUUCAUUCUCUUCCGAGAGACUUAUUUAAAGACAAAGCCAUUAUAUCAUUUUCGAUAGAAGAAAAUAAACUUAAAGGUUCAUUACAAAAGGGUACAUUUGCUGGAUUGACUUUCGUAAAUCAACUAAACUUAAAUAAUCAACUAUUGUCAAGUAUUCAUGAUUUUGCAUUCGAUGGACCAGAAAAAUUGGAGCGGCUUUUAUUGAAUAACAAUAAAAUUAAUUUACUAACAAAAAAGAGUUUUAGAAAUAUGUUUCAAUUAAAGUACUUGGAUUUAUCAAAUAACAAAAUUGCCGAUUUAAGUUUUGAAAAAGAUGAUUUGAUAAAUUUAAGACAUUUAUUACUUCAAAACAAUUGUUUAAUGCAAAUUAAGCAUGAUGAGUUUGAUCAUCUAAAUAUGCUUAAUUUUUUAAAUAUUGCACUUAAUAAUAUUACCAAAUUGGAGCCUGGAAUAUUUAAAUCAUUACGAGAUUUGUCCUAUUUUGAAAUUUCCAAUAAUCCAUUGAGUGGACCAAUAGAAGAAGGUACUUUUAAUGGUUUAAGUUGUUUACCAAAACUUGAUUUAUCUGGCACAAAAUUUACCGCCAUAAAAAAUAAUUCAUUUAGUGGUAUGUCACAAUUAGUUGAUUUUAAUGCAUCCCAUGGUUUAAUAGAUAUUAUUGAAUAUAAUACAUUCAUAAACACAGGUCAAAUAAAAUCGAUAGAUUUGUCGUAUAAUAGAUUAUCAAACUUUUUACUCAACUCAGAUCAUUUAGCACAUUUAAAUACAUUAAUUAUAAACAAUAAUCUGUUAUUUCAAAUAUUCGACAAUACUUUUAAAGGUCUAUAUAGUUUGGAAAUUAUAGAUUUAGGUAAUAACAUUAUUAAAAAUGUUAGUAAUAAUGUAUUCAAAGAUCAAACCGAUCUCCGACAGUUAAUUUUAUCGCACAAUAAUGCAAUGCUAUUCAAUUUGUAUGUAUUGAAAUAUAACAAAAUGUUACAUACAUUGUUCUUAUCGGGCUUGGAUAAUCAAGUAAUAUUUUCAAAUGAUGUAUAUAUUCCAAUAAAAACACUACAAUUAGCAGAAGACGGAAUAAAAAAUGUUAGCGAACUAAAUUUGACAUCGUUAUCCCAACUUGAAAAUAUCAUUUUAAAACGCAAUAAUAUCAGCACUUUACGCGUUGGUGAUUUUUCUGGAAUAAAAUCUUUAAUAUCAGUAGAUUUAAGUUACAAUAAAAUAACAUCAAUACAACAAAGCGUUUUUGAACACAAUAGUCAUUUGACGUUUCUAAAUGUAUCUCAUAAUAUGAUAACUGAGUUAAACUAUGGUAUUUUUAGAGGAUUAGUAAAUUUAAAGACAUUAGAUUUAUCAUUUAAUUAUAUAUAUGACCUAAAAAGUGAACGUUUUUAUGAUUUGCAGAACUUAUAUGAACUAAUAGUCGACCAUAAUAAUAUAGAUUCCUUUGAUGCUUAUGAAUUUAAUGCCCUAGGUAUACUAAGCAUUGGAGAAAAUCCAUUACCAUGUGAUAUGUUAAUUAAGUUAAAUAAAACUGGUACACCUUUUGUGAUGACUGCAGUAAAGAUUGAAAAAUAUCGGGAUAAUUUUGAUGGCAUUGCUUGUAAUAUAAAUAAAAAAAAAGUACCUAGCACAGACUAUACAAAGUUCUCUGGAACUGAUAGAAUCCUUGUUGAAAUAAGGAAUGAGCUAGUAAAAAUAUCAAAUGGUCAAAAUUCUGAAACAAGCGACUCUGUCAGGGUUGACAAUAAUUCGAAACCUAGUUUUGAUGUAUCAGAGAAAAAUUUCAAUAAAAAUACUGAGCUGCUAAAUCACCUUACAGAUCUUUCUGCAGUUAUGGUAAAAGAAACCAAUAACACUAAUAUAUUGUUGCAAAACAUUUUGAAAAAAAUCAGUUACAAAUUAACAACGACUGAAAUACCAUUUCCGAAAGAUAAUGCUACGUUCGAUAAUAUCUUGCCGUAUAUAAAAAAUAUAAAACAAGAAUUAGAGAACUAUAUGGCUUCGGAAAAGGAGAAUAUCAUGGAAGAUGUUAACUUGAAAUUGUCAUCGUUGAAAUCUAGCAUCGAAAAUGAAAAAGUAUUAUCCACAACAGCAAUUGCGCCUACGAUAAAAUUGUCAGAACAAAUAAAAGAACGAUCUGGAUCACUUUUCACUGAAAUUUGCGUGGGUUUCAUAUUGGUGAUUCUUGUGGGUUAUAUUUUGUAUAAAUUUUACAAGUCUAAAUUGUUUAUCAGGCCUCGCAGGACCUUAAGCACUCGAGGAUUAGAGAUUCCGAAUUUGUAAACAAGUUUUGUUGUUGAAGCUUGAUGAUUUUUAUUGUCACUCACUGUGGGAAAAGGACUGGCGAGAUGUUUUUAUUGUAGUCAUCGAUAUUUCUUUUAUCUAUGAUUGUAGUACAAGUUGUUUAUAACAAGAAAAUAAUGUAAUUUAACUUAGUUUUCAAUAUAAGUUUUGUUCAUUCCCUAUUAAAAUUAUAAAAAAACUUUUUUGUAUAAUAUGUGUUUGUACAUUUUAUACGUAUUACUUAGGAUAUAGAAUUAUGGUCAAAAAAUUAAUAAAUAUUUUGUAUUUG